Molecule: messenger RNA, 1922 nt
Organism: Sesamum indicum (sesame)
Lineage: Eukaryota; Viridiplantae; Streptophyta; Magnoliopsida; Lamiales; Pedaliaceae
Source: RefSeq, a predicted model, not a curated record
CUUCUUGUAAACGUCAUUCUCUGUCUUUUUCUCCUUUUCGUCUCCCCUUCUCUCCUCCCUUUUUGCUCAGUACAUAUGUACUACUUCUACCUCUAAAUUUUUCCAAAUCAUUGCCUGUUCUAGAUACUAAUUGCAGCAGUGUAUAUUGAGCUGCAUUGCUGUGAGCAUGGAGCGGAAGCAUGGGUUUUUCUCGGCUCUGAAGCAGGAAGUGGUUCGCGGCAUGUCUCCGAGUCGCUCGAGGAGGGGUCGGAGCCAGUCUCCCUCAGGUUCGGGCCUGCUCCGGCGGAGGAGGGGCAGCAGCUUGGGCCAGCCCGAAUUGUUCAUAGCGAGAUCGGGGAGUUUGAGGCCGGGGUUGGAGACCCUCUCUCCUUUAAGGGAGGGCCCGGAUCCGAAUGGCCCAGAUUCUGGGGACCCGCGGAGCGACAGGUGGCCUCAAUGGCUUUGUCGGGCUCCUUCGGGUUCAACUGCCGGCCCGGAUUAUUCCAGGUCCGAUGUGAGACUGCUUCUCGGCGUACUGGGUGCGCCCCUCGCCCCUGUGCACGUUAGCAACAAUGACCCUUUGCCUCACCUCUGUAUUAAAGACACUCCCAUUGAGACCUCGUCGGCCCAGUAUAUAUUGCAGCAGUAUUUGGCAGCAUCUGGAGGGCAGAAGCUUCAAAACUCAAUUCAGAACGCUUACGCAAUGGGAAAGGUGAAAAUGUUGGCAUCUGAUAUAGAAACGGCAACAAGGGUCAUAAAGAGCAGAAAUUCGGCAAAAGCAGCUGAGUCGGGGGGAUUUGUGCUCUGGCAAAUGAAUCCAGACAUGUGGUAUGUGGAGCUUGCACUAGGCAGCAGCAAGGUUCAUGCUGGUUGCAAUGGAAAUCUCGUGUGGCGGCAUACCCCCUGGCUUGGUGCGCAUGCGGCCAAAGGGCCAGUUAGACCUCUGCGUCGAGCCCUCCAGGGUCUUGACCCGAGGACAACAGCAAACAUGUUUGCCAAUGCAAGGUGCACGGGAGAGAAGAAGAUCAAUGGAGAGGAUUGCUUCAUUCUCAAACUUUGUGCUGAUCCUCAUACACUGAAAGCCAGGAGCGAAGGACCUGCAGAGGUAAUCAGGCAUGUUUUAUUUGGCUACUUCAGCCAGAAGACAGGGCUACUUGUUCAUUUAGAAGACUCCCAUUUGACCCGUAUCCAGACCAACGGGGGUGAUGCUGUAUAUUGGGAGACUACAAUCAAUUCAUUUCUCGAUGAUUACAGGCCAGUUGAGGGGAUCGUGAUUGCUCACUCGGGCCGAUCUGUGGUUACCCUUUUCAGGUUUGGUGAAACAGCAAUGAGCCACACCAAGACUAGAAUGGAAGAAGUAUGGACGAUUGAGGAAGCAGCAUUCAAUGUACCUGGUUUGUCCAUAGACUGUUUCAUACCUCGUGCUGAACUAAGAUUUGCUUCCGUUAGCGAAACAUGUGAGCUUCCUCAAGAAGAUAGGCUAAAAUCUGCUGUAGCAGCAGCUGCAGCCGCAGCUUAUAGAGCCAAGGUUGCCCCGCUGGGCAGAUCCCAUGACGGCAAUGUUAACAAUAUUGUAGUGAAAAUGAACAUAUAAGGAAUGAGGCAGGCAGAUCUCUCCAUUUUCAGCAAUUAUCAGGCUAGUUCCGUGAUACAGACCGACAAGCUCAGAUAAGUAGUAAGCUGGCAAUCCAGUCCACAUUGAGGAACUUUCACCUUUGAUCUCUCAUCUACUUUAAUCUGUAUAUAUACUCGCGACGAGCCUUUAGCUCUCUCGGUUCAUAGUUCCAUAUUGGACUCAGUUUUUCCAGCGGAAACGCCGAUGAAAGCCGACUGUAAAACCAAAAAAAAAGUAUUCCCUUCUCUUGAUCAUGUAAAAUUCCAACUGUAAUUCCUACUGAAAUUAGAGCAUCUUCAAGUUCAAAUUGAUUGACUUUUCUUGAUCA